UACAUAACCAAACACACACACAAUCCAAACUCUCUCUCAUAAACCCGUAUCUGUCUAAACUUCUGUUUGAUUGAUCCAAUCUUUCUCGAAGGACACAGAUCACUUCAAUGGCCGAUCAUCAACAGCAACAGCCAGAGCUCUUCGAACUCAACAAUGGGACCAUGCAGGUCAAGGUCACCAACUAUGGUUGCAUCAUCACCUCCUUGUCUGUACCCGACAAAGAUGGAAAAUUAGCUGAUGUUGUUCUUGGAUUCGACUCUCUUGAACCAUAUCUGAAAGGUGCUGCACCUUAUUUUGGCUGCAUUGUCGGUCGGGUUGCGAACAGGAUCAAAGAUGGGAAGUUUACUCUGAAUGGGACUGAAUACUCUUUGCCCAUCAACAAGCCCCCAAAUAGUCUUCAUGGUGGGUUCAAGGGUUUUGACAAGGUGGUUUGGGAAGUCGUUGAACAUAAAAAGGGUGAAAAUCCAUCAAUCACCUUCAGAUAUCACAGUCGUGAUGGCGAGGAAGGUUACCCAGGCGAUGUCUCAGUAACUGCGAUGUAUACGCUUACUUCAAAGACAACAAUGAGGCUUGACAUGGAAGCUGUGCCUAAAAAUAAGCCCACCCCGAUCAAUUUAGCUCAGCAUACCUACUGGAACUUAGCUGGCCACAACUCCGGCAACAUUCUUGACCAUUCAAUUCAGAUAUGGGCUAUGCAUGUAACUCCUGUGGAUCAGAACACAGUCCCAACUGGUGAAAUCAUGCCAGUUAAAGGCACCCCCUUUGAUUUCACUACGGAAAAGAAGAUUGGUAGCUCUAUCCAUGAGGUUGGCUUAGGUUAUGACCACAAUUAUGUGCUAGACUGCGGGGACGAGAAAUUAGGCUUGAAACAUGCUGCAAAAAUGAAGGACCCAUCAAGCUCAAGGGUUCUGAACUUAUGGACCAAUGCCCCUGGUAUGCAGUUUUACACCGCUAACUAUGUGAAUGGAGUCUUUGGUAAGGGUGGUGCCGAAUAUGGAAAGCACUCAGCGCUUUGCUUGGAGACACAGGGAUUUCCGAAUGCCAUUAACCAACCGAACUUCCCUUCUGUUGUUGUUCAACCGGGUGAGAAGUACAAGCACAGCAUGUUAUACGAAUUUUCGGUUGAGUGAGUUACUAGACUCUGAAGGAGUAUAUAAAUGAAUAAAGUCUGCCUCAUGUUGUUUUCAAGGUUUAUGGGUUUAUCUGAAGAUGGAUGAUGAUACAAACCUAAAAUAAUAAUAUGAAUCUUAGACAAGGUUUUUUGAGAUUGUUUUUGUGAUCCAAGUGUAGAGGAUUUAUUCUUCGUAUGAAAGGUAGCAUAUUGACCGGUGUAGUGCACCUAUCUCAAA
Cornus florida is the source of this 1349-nucleotide messenger RNA. RefSeq lists its product as uncharacterized. The record is from RefSeq and is a predicted model, not a curated record. Gene Ontology annotation, biological process: beta-D-galactose catabolic process via UDP-galactose, Leloir pathway; glucose metabolic process. Lineage: Eukaryota; Viridiplantae; Streptophyta; Magnoliopsida; Cornales; Cornaceae. The coding region runs from base 108 to 1130 and encodes 340 amino acids. Gene Ontology annotation, molecular function: aldose 1-epimerase activity; carbohydrate binding. The transcript has 5 exons.